Molecule: messenger RNA, 2411 nt
Organism: Ahaetulla prasina
Lineage: Eukaryota; Metazoa; Chordata; Lepidosauria; Squamata; Colubridae
Product: inositol-trisphosphate 3-kinase B-like
Exons: 8
Coding region: 189-1484 (431 amino acids)
Biological process (GO): inositol phosphate biosynthetic process
Cellular component (GO): cytoplasm; nucleus
Molecular function (GO): inositol-1,4,5-trisphosphate 3-kinase activity; inositol tetrakisphosphate kinase activity
Source: RefSeq, a predicted model, not a curated record
CUCUUGCUCUGCACGGGUUUUCUCCCCGCCUUUCCGACGUGCUCUUGCAAGCCGCAGACGCGGGCACGGGAUGAAUCCCCCGUAGAUGCGUCUUUUGCAGACAAUCCUGGUGGAAUCCGAACCUGGAGCCGUUGCAGCCAGACGAGAACCCCAGCUCAAGAUCCAUCGAUCCGUCCUUCGGCGUCCUCAUGGAAUGGAUUCCAGCUUCCUCGGGAUCUCUCGUUCGGAGCCCGACGGAACCCGAGGGGUGGGAGGCGGCAGAGCCCCCGCCCGACCCGGCGAGGGCCACCGAGGGAGGGGCCGAGCUGUCCCGCGGGGCCUUUCCCAGCAACGGCUUACAGACAUGCCAGAAGUCUCCGCCCUGCCCGCUGGGCCAGAUGGCCUCUGGGGUGCCCCCAGUUCCAUCUCCUUCCUGUGAAAGCCAAGCCCCGGGGUUGCUUUUCGACCGGUCCAUCUCAGGUUCGUCCACUUGCUCGUCUUUGGCCAGUUCGUCCCAGGAGUCGGAUGACGUCUUCAGCGACAUUGAAGGAAAGACGGUCGCGACGAAGAAACGGGUGCUGAGGAAGACAAAAUCCUGGAAGACCUUUUUCACCAUGGUCCACUGGUCUUUGCGACGACACAGGUCCUGGGUGCAGCUGGCCGGACACGAAGGCAACUUCAAGCCCAGCGAAGGGGGCCAGAUCCUGAAGAAGUUCAGCGCCGUGGAAGAGGCGUGUCUGUCCGAACUGAUGACGGACGUCCUGCGCCCUUUUGUGCCCGCCUACCACGGGGUGGCGGAGGUGGGCGGCGAACGCUACAUCCAGAUGGACGACCUUCUCCGCGGGCUCCAGAAUCCCAGCAUCAUGGACUGCAAGAUGGGCACCAGAACGUACCUGGAGGACGAAGCGGGCAAGGGUCAGCUCCGGUCAGCCCCCCGACGGGACCUCUACCAAAAGAUGAUGAAGAUUGACCCCUGGGCCCCCACGCCGGACGAGCACAGCCAAGGGGCCGUCACCAAGCCCCGUUACAUGCAGUGGAGGGAAAAUACCAGCUCCAGCACUUCUCUAGGGUUCCGGAUCGAAGGAGUUACGAUCGAAGGGGGAGCCGUGCAACGGGAUUUCAAGCAGACGCGGAGCCAGGAUCAAAUCGUGGAGAUCUUUUUGCAGUUUGUGAAGAAUCGCGUGGAUGUCUUGAAGAUCUACUUGGCACGCCUGGAGAAUUUACGCCAAGCCUUGGAUGAGUCCGCCUUCUUCAAGAAGCACGAGGUUAUCGGGAGUUCCCUGCUCUUCCUCCAUGACCAAAAAGGCCAUGCCAGCAUCUGGAUGAUCGAUUUUGGCAAGACUCUCCCAGCGCCAGCCCAUUCCCACCUUCGCCACGACGUGGCCUGGACCCCCGGAAGCCACGAGGACGGCUACCUGAUCGGCCUGCAGCACCUGACCCACACCAUCCGGGCGACUCUGGCCAGAGCUGAGCAGAGUCAGGAGCCCGUCCCGGGGCCCUCGUGAGCCUGCGCCUCCCCCCACCCCCCGGGACAAAGCCAAGAGCGGCGGAAAAGGACCCUGCCCCAUCAGGUGGGCGACAUCUCUGGGCAAGGCAGCCGUGCUGCUUGGGGAGGGGGCAGCUGGGAGCGUCCAGGAAGAACUGCUUGGCCAAGGGAGCCGGGACCCUUUGCAAAAUCCCAGAUCUUGCCGAAACGCAAACUGUGACCUUCCAGCUGUUUGGAUUGCAAACACACCAGAAACACAACGCAAGGAGUUUGUGGCUAAUGAAUGUAACGGCAUUUCCUCUCCAGCCUUCAAAUUCCUUUUCCUGCUUCCACACACACACACCCCUCCCAAUUGCUCGCCAAAUGGGGGCAGGGGUCUCUCAUUGCCUGAGGCCAUUUUCAGGCCCCUCCGUGGUGGGGCUGACCCCCCCCCUUGGAAAGUAAAAGCAACUACAGCAAGGAGCUGCACAGAAUCAAAACUAAACGAAGAAACAUCGCAUAGUAGCUUAAACGUGAUCAAAGCCGGACUUUCGGGCGGGGAAAUUCAGACCGGGAUUGCCCGAGUUUAUCUGCGGCGAACCGAACCGUGGUUUACUCCGUCGGCCCAGCUUUGCAGUUUUGUGCAACCCACUGGAGCGUAAGCUGGCUGCAAAGGUUUGGACUUAUGCAGGGCUGGGUCAUUCGUGAGUCACUCUGUCAAGCCAACGCAGGCCGCAGGGUCCGUGUGUCGUGUCCCACUCCUCCACUGACGGCCGGGUCAGGGAAAUCCGAAUCAGGCUUGCCUCUGCAGCUCUGCCCAAAGUCCUAGCAAAGUCCUCAGAGCAGGCAGGAGACCAGUAAGUGACUUCAGCAAGAUAAGUUCGACUUUGCCUGACUCAGAGACUGCCAGAAAGCAGAUCCUUUAUAUAGGCCAUGGGGUGUGGCUCCAUGACUCAGCACUCAUUAA